This is a messenger RNA of Candidozyma duobushaemuli, 930 nucleotides long. It is a transcript of the gene SFC1, whose product is annotated as Sfc1p. Bases 1 to 930 code for a protein of 309 amino acids. Gene Ontology annotation, biological process: fumarate transport; succinate transport; transmembrane transport. Lineage: Eukaryota; Fungi; Ascomycota; Pichiomycetes; Serinales; Metschnikowiaceae. The record is from RefSeq and is a predicted model, not a curated record. The transcript has a single exon.
AUGCUGACCCAGAAAAAAGGAGGUUCCGUAACCGAUCUCGUCGCCGGCGGUGUGGCCGGUUUGUUUGAGGCCUUGUGCUGCCACCCCUUGGACACCGUCAAGGUCAGAAUGCAGUUGUACAGAAAGUCUGGCCAGAAACCCCCAGGAUUCGUCAGAACCGGUAUCAACAUUGUCCAGAAGGAGACCUUCAUGUCUCUCUACAAAGGUCUUGGUGCCGUUGUGCUCGGAAUUGUGCCCAAGAUGGGUAUUCGUUUCCAGUCGUACGAGUUCUACAGAUCGCUUUUGAGGGACAAGGACGGCAAGAUCUCCACCGGUAGCACUUUCCUCGCUGGUGUCGGUGCCGGUACCACCGAAGCCGUGAUUGUCGUGAACCCUAUGGAGGUUGUCAAGAUCAGAUUACAAGCCCAGCACCACUCUAUGGCCGACCCAUUGGAUGUUCCAAAGUACAGAAACGCUCUCCACGCUGCCUACGUCAUUAUUCGUGAAGAAGGUUUCUCCACGUUGUACAGAGGUGUUUCCUUGACUGCUGCUAGACAGGCGUCCAACCAGGGUGUGAACUUCACUGUGUACUCCAAGGUGAAGGAGUUCUUGCAGGGCUACCAGAACUUGGAGGUUCUUCCCUCGUGGCAGACGUCCUUGGUUGGUUUGUUCUCUGGUGCUUUGGGUCCUCUUUCCAACGCUCCUUUGGACACCAUCAAGACCAGAUUGCAAAAGUCCACUUAUGCCUCCAACGAGUCUGGCUGGGUCAGAAUCGCCAAGAUCGGUAAGCAGUUGAUCAAGGAGGAGGGUGUCAAUGCCUUGUACAAGGGUAUCACGCCUAGAAUCAUGAGAGUGGCACCUGGCCAGGCUGUGACCUUCACGGUGUACGAGUUCAUGAAGGGUGUUUUGUCUGGCAACGCUUUGCCCGGCAGCAACAAGAAGCUCGAGUAG